UUCAAGUAACAAUGCAUUGAUUACAUUCGAGCAGAAGAACAUGUGCAAAUAUAUUCAUGUGCAGUGCAAUGGUGCAAUCUGAAAAAGAGUGAAAACAUAGAAAAUUUGGAUCAUUGGUAUGGAGAAAACAGAUGCGAUGAAUGUCGACACUUGUAGUCAAAUUCAAGUGAAUUUCUUUACGAAACAUAAAAAAUAUGUUGUACCACAAACACCGUUUUCUAUCCCAGUAACGGCUAACUGCUCUGAUCUUUCCUCUUUGAUAAACAGUCUGUUACAUCAAGAGAACAUUCUGUAUGAAGAUAAACAAAUUGAGUUUGAUUUCCUUAUUGGUGGACGAUAUGUUAAAGAAACUUUAGAAAAGCAUAUUUCAGCCCAAGAUGUGGAAACGGAAAAUAUAGUUGAAAUUGAAUACAUUGAAAAACAAGCUUCUCCUUGGCCUGAAAAAAUGAUACUGCAAAAUGAUUGGAUCAGCUCAGUUGCUGUGUCAGAUGAUUGUAUUCUAUCGGGAAGCUAUGAUAACAUGGUUUAUUUAUGGGAUUUCAAAGGAAAUUGUCUGAACUCUAUAAAUGAGCAUGCACAGGCGAUCAAAGCUGUUGCAUGGAUUCGGAAAGAAAAAGAAAAAGCAUAUUUUGUUUCAUCGUCUCUUGAUCAAACUAUAAAAAUUUGCGAGUGUCCAUUAGAUAAAGGUCGUUCAUCUUGUAUUUACGUAUGUAAAGGUCAUACAAAAAGCGUUGACUGUCUAGCACUUCAUUCCAACCAAAUGAAGUUUUGCAGUGGAUCUUGGGAUAAAACGUUAAAAAUAUGGUCCGCUGACUUGCUGCCAACUCAUGAUCUGGAUGACAAUGAAGGCACUAAAAAGAAGUCAAAGACUGAAUUGGGACACAAAAGAAACAUAACCAGGACGCCUUUGAUGACAAUGACUGGACAUACAGAGGCAGUAUCCUCAGUUUUGUGGUCGGAGGAGAGCGAAAUACUUAGUUGUAGCUGGGACCAUACGAUCCGUGUCUGGGAUGCCAACUCCGGCAUUAACAAACAUACUUUGACUGGAGGAAAAGCUUUCAAUUGCAUUUCUUAUUCAGCUCACUCAAAGUUAAUUGCAUCAGGAGGAGCAGAUAGACAUGUAAGAUUGUGGGACCACAGGAUACGAGAUGGUGCUGUAUUUCAGAAGGCUUUGACGUCACACGAUGGUUGGAUUUCUUGUUUAUAUUGGUCGCCAAACAAUCAACACAUGCUUAUCUCCGGCUCUUAUGAUAAAAUGUUGUUAUUAUGGGAUACCAGAAGCCCAACAACACCUUUGCAUAAACUCCGAGGACACAAUGAUAAAGUUAUGUGCGUUGAUUGGACGAUAGAAGAGUUUGUCGUCAGUGGUGGAGCUGAUAAUCAAAUAAUAAUACAUCGUGUUUUUGGAAAGGACGACGGAGCAACUGACGACUCUAGUUGAUUUCUAAAAGUAUCGCACGGAACCAUUCUUGUUGUGUACGGUCAAAAUGGAUUAUGGUUGUUGAUAACGUUCAUUUUUCUUUUGCUUCAACUGUACGUAAAGAAAGCACUUCAUCUGACGAUUUUUGAUGGGCACAAAUUGAGGUUUAACACCGCCGUUCAAUCUGACAUCGACAAUAAAAGUCUUAGCUAAGUAUCCGGUGAUGAAUGUACGAGGGGUUUCGUAACUGGGUCAGUAGCAAGAUUAGUAUUGACUGGUUGUCUUUGUUUUAUUGAGCAACUUUUUGUACAGACAUACUUGAAACAAGUUAUAGUUUUAAGGAAUCAUAUGUGCCAAACAUUUAUGUACAAUUUGUUGAUUCAUACGAGAUAGAUAGAAUCAAAAACUUUAUUUAUAUAUACUACUGUAACACUAUGUCAAUCACAGCUGAUUAUCAUGAACAGGGUUUGUAGAACUAAUCUGGAAGUUAAUUACAAAUUUUUUAUAUCAUAAAUAUACCAAGGCCUAUGUGCUGAGGUAGGAAAAAACUA
This is a messenger RNA of Xenia sp. Carnegie-2017, 1971 nucleotides long. Its product is annotated as ribosome biogenesis protein WDR12 homolog. NCBI's taxonomy places the organism in Eukaryota, Metazoa, Cnidaria, Anthozoa, Malacalcyonacea, Xeniidae. The coding region runs from base 119 to 1441 and encodes 440 amino acids. The transcript has 15 exons. Gene Ontology annotation, molecular function: protein binding. The record is from RefSeq and is a predicted model, not a curated record. Gene Ontology annotation, cellular component: nucleus. Gene Ontology annotation, biological process: ribosome biogenesis.